CGUGGCUGGACCCCCGGAGCUUCCUGCACAUGGAGCACCUCGGCCUGGGCUGGGUGCUGCUGGCCGGCACCUUGGCUGGCACCUUGGCCGCCAGCAGCACCCGCGAGCAAGACCUCGGCCCCAUCAGGGAGGAGGCGAUGGACAUGGCCCAGAACUCCUUCGAUGACCGGUACCUGGGCUGCAGACGCAAGAUGGAAAAGAAGCUUAAAAUGGUGAACCGCACCGAGUUCGAAAACCACACCUAUGCAGAAACCUGGAGAAAAGCAAAUGAGAAGUGGCGGAACUCCAACCACCCGCAGGUGCUGCGGUGGCAGUACGCGGUGGCCGUGCUGGCGUACACUUACCCUACAAGUCUGUACCGCAAGUUCAACGCAGCUGUGCGCAAGGAUGGGUGCUCCCGCGGGUACUACCUGGAAUGCUUCCCCUUCAAGACGCUGCAUUUCCUCCUGACCGAGGCCCUGCACACUCUGCGGAAAGCCCAGGGCCGCAGAUGCUACAACGUCUACCGUGGCGUCAGGGGCAUCCGCUUUACAGCCCAGAUCAACCAGACUGUCCGAUUCGGCCAGUUCGCCUCUGCCUCCCUCCAUAAGAAAGCUACCAGGAGAUUUGGCCAGAACACUUUAUUCAAAGUGUGCACCUGCCAUGGUGUUCCCAUCUGGAACUUCUCCUUCUACCCUGAGGAGAAAGAAGUCCUCAUCCCACCCUAUGAGGUCUUCAGGGUCACCAACUUCACACGUGACAGAGACAGAAACAUCAUCCAUCUCCGCUCCCAUGGUGUGCGCAGCAACUACAACUGUGCACUGCUGAAGGGUAAGGGCAGGCAGGGUGAGUGCCCCGGGAGAUGCUGGGGACAGGGCACAGCCCUGGGCAGGCGCCGCCGUGCUCCCCGCGCUCCUCCAGCCAUGGCUGCAGAGGAACGGGGGCCCCGUGCCACCGGCUCUGUGAGGGGAAGGGGAGCCUCGUGGUGAAGGCAACACCUCCGUGUGGGGAGCUCGGGGAGCCUGGGGAGCUUGGGGAGCUUG
Anas platyrhynchos (mallard) is the source of this 1022-nucleotide messenger RNA. The record is from RefSeq and is a predicted model, not a curated record. Lineage: Eukaryota; Metazoa; Chordata; Aves; Anseriformes; Anatidae.